CACAAACCAUUCUCUUCACUAUAGAACCAUCAACAAGGCCUGCUGUCAGCCCUAAAUUAACUAAAAAUCAGGUCAAGUCUACAGGCAGCACCGGAGUUACCGUCUAGCAGGUUGCUACUAGAAACAAUAGAUCGACUAGCAGUUCAGCCGAGGUUUAUGCCCAUAGGAACAGGUUCAUCAAAACAAACCUGAACAUGAGCAAAGUAGAUUUGACCAGAUUCCUCCUGAAGCCACUGCGACAAGGCUGGCUAGAAGCAUUCGGUAUAGUCCUCCUUUACGUGCAACACCGUCUCGCUACUGAAGAACCUUUCACAGCCCCAGUCGAGGAUUUCUUUCCAGUUUUGAAACAGGCUACCAAGGAAACUAUUGCAAGUGAGCUAGGACUCCAUAAGCGCAGAAUUGACCUUAUUGGAGUCAGCGCAGAUGCUACGCUGGCGCUCACCGCGACAUUCGGGGCUGGGGACGAAGGACUAGUUCCGUCGGCUUGGAGACUUAUUAUAGUGAUACUGUGAUCUACCCGAUGUUGGACCCAGAUACGGAUUGGCAAGAUCGCACAGCUGCAGUUGAUAAGACGACCGUAGAGAUAGGAAAAGAAAAGAAA
This is a messenger RNA of Colletotrichum navitas, 601 nucleotides long. RefSeq lists its product as uncharacterized. Bases 195 to 512 code for a protein of 105 amino acids. Gene Ontology annotation, molecular function: hydrolase activity. NCBI's taxonomy places the organism in Eukaryota, Fungi, Ascomycota, Sordariomycetes, Glomerellales, Glomerellaceae. The transcript has a single exon. The record is from RefSeq and is a predicted model, not a curated record.